Molecule: messenger RNA, 1340 nt
Organism: Frieseomelitta varia
Lineage: Eukaryota; Metazoa; Arthropoda; Insecta; Hymenoptera; Apidae
Exons: 1
Coding region: 221-1123 (300 amino acids)
Source: RefSeq, a predicted model, not a curated record
CCUCGAACAAUAAAUAUGACGAAUAAUCAGAGCAACAUCAGAGUCACGCACACGACGUAAAUCUGAAUUGCAAAUUUGAAAAGAUAAACAAAAAUACAACAUUUUAAAACAAAUUUUACAACGCGUUAUAUGCUGUACAAUCUUGACUUGAAAAUUUAGGAGCUGAACAACUUCUAAAGUCAAAAUAUUCGCGACUUUGUUAAAAAAAAAAGAAAAAAAAAUGAAAGUAGUUUACGUAGCACUGUGCGUGUACGCAUAUUCGAGCGUAGCGAUCACAAUCACGCAUGUUGAUAAUCCGUAUAUGUGGAAGAUCUCUGAGGAUAUUGAAACGAGUCAACGUUCCAAAGAAACCGACGACGAACCAGUUGGAAUAAGUUUCCAAAAGAAAUUAAUCCCCAUAAGAGAACCACGAAUUGGCAAAAAUUUCCAAACACUUCGAAUGCCUCUGGAACCGGACGCAGAAAUCUUACCGGCCCACUACACGGGCAUCAAGCCUCCCGGAGUCGAUCACAUGGAACUGAGACACGCAGACACCCGAAUCGUUCCCAAAAUCGAGUCUCUGAAAACCUUUGAACAAGCUGAAACUCAACGACCGUCAGAGCACCAAGAAUCUGACAGUUUGACUGGCGAGAAAUCCCAGAAAGAUGACACUCUGAGGAAGACAACGAAGACGCAACGUGAGGAAACUGGUGGAGAGAAGAAACCUCACGAAGGGAGGAAGAACGAGUCAAACAAACAGACAGAACAGAUUGGAAGUAAAGAAGGAAAUAAUAACAAGGAGAAAGAUCGCGGCCAGGUGGACCGUAAGGUGGCUGGUUAUCGCAACAUUUAUCACAAAGACGAGUACAAGAAGGACCACGAUUUUUAUGACAACGACGAUCACGGCGGUCACUCGAAGAAACAUGGAAAUUACAGGGAGAAGUAUGUCGCCAGCGAAGGGGCGUUCAAUAAGGGUAGCGCUCGCGAUUCCGGUUUCGACGAGGCAGAACUCCGCGAGCAGGGAAUAUCGGGCGAAUCCCGAGCUGGUGAGGAAACCAAGGCUCACGAGACCCGGAAUGGCCGCGAUGGAUUCUUUAAAAACUUCCACGGGUUUCGCGAAGCGGGUAGCCAGAAACGACGGUAAAAGGUUUGGCUUCGGCCAACGUAGACGAAAGCGCGCUAACUUUUAUAUACUUUCCGCGUGUGCGUUUCACGGACGUAUGAAACUAUCAUGUUUGUGCAAAGAGAAUGUGUACGUGCGCAGGGAGAACGUAUCUGUUCAAAUAAAUUUCAGAUUUCCUUUCAGUUAAUCGAGGGCAAGGAGACUUUGCUCGUACGUUGAAGCUUUUACGAAAAGCAAC